Mangifera indica (mango) is the source of this 921-nucleotide messenger RNA. RefSeq lists its product as uncharacterized. The transcript has a single exon. The record is from RefSeq and is a predicted model, not a curated record. Lineage: Eukaryota; Viridiplantae; Streptophyta; Magnoliopsida; Sapindales; Anacardiaceae. Bases 32 to 520 code for a protein of 162 amino acids.
ACCAACAAUCUCUCUGUAAUACCAAAAGAAAAUGAAGGCAGUUUCAAUGGAGAGAAUCAAGGUUUUUUCAUUACCUGUCUUUAUGUUUCUAGUACUCAUCUCUACCAAGAUGGAUUGCCAGAUGAUAACGCGGCCUCUGAGGCCAUUGCCACCACCAACUCCUCCACGCCCACUCUGUACCUCCCAAUUCAAUCUUGUAAAUUAUGCAUGUGCACAGCUGCCGUACAGCCCGGCGCCACCUCUGCCCCCUCCCCCAUCGACACCCCUUCCACCGGAUAAUAGUGAUUCAAGCCAUAGACAUAGACAUAGACACAGACACAGGCGCCAUCAUAACACGAGAGAAACGCCCGAGGAAAGCAAUUGUUGCCGCUGGUUGAAAGAGGUAGAUAAUGAGUGCGUGUGUGAGUUGCUGGUUCAAUUGCCUAUUUUCCUUGCAAGGCCUGUGCACGAGUACACAGUCCUUGUUGAUGAUUCUUGCAACGUUACUUACACUUGCUCAGGGCGCAUAAGAUUAACAUAAUGAAGAAAUUGUCAUCCUUAAUUAUGUUUGCAUAAUUAAAACUGUGGUAGUCCUCUUAACUUGCCAUAUUUUAUAUAUAUACGAGUUUUACUGUUAAGUUUGCAGUCUAGAGUGUCAGUUCUUGUGAUAAUAAUUACACAUUUGUACUGUUUCAUCAGUUAAUUUAGGACUAGCUACAUGCUUCCUUGGCAAGUGCUUAUGCAUUUAAAUAUAUUAGGUGAAUAAAAAUGGCUGCUUACAGAAAAUAGAAGCUGAAAUGGGAAGUGCUCUUUUUUUUUUGUUUUGGCUUCAUUGAAUUUGUAUAAUAAUCCAAGCUACAAGUUGGCGCUUGGACCUUUCUUUAUCGCAGUGCAACAAAUGAAUCAUUUGAGAUCAUAAAAUGAAAUUCUUUCUUUCAUCAA